Phalaenopsis equestris is the source of this 1821-nucleotide messenger RNA. Its product is annotated as ABC transporter C family member 14-like. Gene Ontology annotation, biological process: transmembrane transport. Lineage: Eukaryota; Viridiplantae; Streptophyta; Magnoliopsida; Asparagales; Orchidaceae. Gene Ontology annotation, molecular function: ATP binding; ATP hydrolysis activity; ABC-type transporter activity. The record is from RefSeq and is a predicted model, not a curated record. Gene Ontology annotation, cellular component: vacuolar membrane; plant-type vacuole. The transcript has 7 exons. The annotation marks the transcript as partial.
GAGUGCGUAAGGGGUUCCCUGAAGGACAAAACCAUUGUACUUGUCACCCAUCAAGUUGAUUUUUUGCACAAUGCUGAUCUCAUCCUGGUUAUGCGAGAUGGAAUGAUUGUCCAAUCAGGGAAGUAUGACGAGCUACUUAAUGCUGGUACUGAUUUUGCAUCAUUAGUUGCUGCACACGACAGUUCCAUGGAGUUGGUUGAGCAGAGUGCACCCGCCCAUGAAAGCAUGGAUGAUCCAUCUAAACCAUCAAAUAAAUCCAUCACAGAUCACGAUAAAGCUAAUGGUGAAACUUCCACCAUGUCACCUAAGGCUGAAAAGGGCUCUUCUAAGCUGAUCAAGGAUGAGGAGAGGGAGACUGGGCAUGUCAGUUUGAAUGUAUACAAAACCUACAUGACCGAGGCUUGGGGCUGGUGGGGAGUCAUCAGUGUGCUGCUUGUUUCAUUUCUGUGGCAAGGAUCUCUGAUUGCCUGUGAUUAUUGGUUGUCAUUCACAACUUCAGCUAAUAAUUCUGCUUCGUUCAGUCCAUCGCUAUUUAUUGAAGUUUAUGUCGGCAUAGCUGUGGUUUCAAUUUUCCCCCUCACAGGGAGGGCCUUUCUUAUAACUUCCUGGGGGCUCCAGACGGCGCAGAUCUUCUUCAAGCAGAUAUUGAGCAGCAUCUUGCAUGCACCCAUGUCAUUUUUUGAUACCACUCCUUCCGGAAGAAUCCUUAGUCGAGCAUCAUCGGAUCAAACCAACGUCGAUCUCUUCAUCCCGUUCUUCAUUGGAUUGGCUGUUGCGAUGUACAUUGCAGUUCUUGGCAUUCUUGUGGUCAUCAUUCAGGUAGCUUGGCCAACUCUCGUUUUCAUAAUUCCACUGGGAUGGCUCAACAUUUGGUACCGGGGCUACUUUAUUACAACAUCUCGUGAGUUAACUCGGCUUGAUUCAAUAACCAAAGCACCUGUCAUCCAUCACUUCUCAGAGACCAUUCAGGGCGUCAUGACUAUUCGGUGCUUCAAGAAAGAAGAAAGGUUCUCCCAGGAGAACAUCAACAGAGUUAAUGCAAGCUUAACUAUGGAUUUUCACAACAACGCUUCUAAUGAGUGGAUGGGAUUCCGUUUGGAGUUAAUAGGAGUCUUAGUUUUAUGCAUUUCUGCGUUACUAAUGGUUUUGCUUCCCAGCAGUAUUAUCAAACCAGAAUAUGUUGGGUUAUCUUUAUCCUAUGGUCUCUCUCUCAACGGCACUCUAUUUUUUGCCAUUUGGAUCAGUUGCUUCUUAGAGAACAGGAUGGUUUCUGUGGAAAGGAUAAAGCAAUUCAGUGUUAUUCCCCCAGAAGCUCCAUGGAAAAUUAAAGACUGCCUGCCUUCCCCGAAUUGGCCCACUCAUGGAGAAAUUUCUCUCAAAGAUCUAAAGGUUAAAUAUAGACCGAAUACUCCUCUUGUUUUGAAUGGAAUCACACUCAACAUUCACGGUGGUGAGAAGAUUGGAGUUGUUGGUCGGACAGGGAGUGGAAAAUCAACCCUGAUUCAAGCUCUUUUCAGAAUUGUAGAACCUUCUGCAGGAAAAAUAAUCAUUGAUGGAGUGGACAUAUGCAGUUUGGGGCUUCAUGAUCUCAGGUCACGCUUUGGGAUUAUUCCUCAAGAGCCGGUACUCUUUGAUGGAACUGUGCGGAGCAAUGUUGACCCAAUCGGACAGUAUACUGAUGAUGAAAUUUGGCAGAGCCUGGAACGAUGCCAGCUCAAACAGGCUGUUGCUGCAAAACCUGAGAAGCUUGAUUCUUUAGGUACCAUGAUCUCCUUUUUAUAUGAAUCUUUAUAUUUUGAAUGUUUAAUUCAAAGGUUUUGA